Messenger RNA from Coregonus sp. 'balchen', 19172 nucleotides. The record is from the annotation of a GenBank genome assembly. NCBI's taxonomy places the organism in Eukaryota, Metazoa, Chordata, Actinopteri, Salmoniformes, Salmonidae.
GCUCCAUCCGUACUAUGCGUAACAGAGGGACAAGCUGACUACUCCCGGCUGUGUUUUUACAGUAAGCCUGGGGCCGAAACAUUCAAUGAAUCGUUGUUAAAAUUCUGACCCAAUAUUGGUCUAGUGUUGAUGGAGUUUGGAGUUGAAGACAACCAGACGAGAAGGACAGAGGCGAUCGGAGUUUCUAUUCAUCAUGAUGCCAGGAAAGAGAAGACGUUACGUGGUGUUGUUCCAAACCAAAUACUUUAUGCUUGACAAUGGAACACGGCUGUGAAUGAUUCGGAAGGGUUUUGUCAGUUGGAAUUACACUAUAAGGGGUUUACGGUUGGAUCUUGGGUUCAGAGAGCCUUUGUUUACUAGAUCAGAAAGAGUCCAGCAGUCAGGUCAUGUGAAUCGGAGAGGAGUGUGUGUCCUUGUUUAGAUGGUGAUUAGAUAGGGACUCAUAAGCUGCGCAUGUUACUUAACCCAACCACUGAAACCAUGUCGCGUGUGACAGAAGCGUCCGCGUCGAUAAUAAUUUAACCUGAGAGAGAAAGCAUCUAGGGAGCGGGGCCUCUCAACUCGCCCCUGGCCGGAGGGUGUACGGACCGGCUGUGGUGACAUCACCUCGCAACGGUGCCACCAUGGAUCUACUUGAGUGCCCAAUCUGCCUGUUCCUCAUGUGUGAACCGGCCACCAUGUCCUGUGGUCACUCGUUCUGCCGGAGCUGCCUGGGAAACUACUUGCCAUCCAGGUGCCCAGCCUGCAAGGAAAGAUUUAAACAGAGAGACGGCAAAAACAUCAAGAACAACAUCCUGCUCUUCAGUGUCAUUGAGAAGUGCUGCCCAGAAGAGACGAGGAUGAAGUGCCAUAUUCUGGAGAAACUCAAAACCAGCGAGUACACAGAAGCUUUACGCAUCGCGGAUGAAGGAAUCCGACUAGGUAGGUUCCUAAAAAGAAUGUGUGAACUUGAGUACGUUUGGGGAAUACAUUUCCUUAUGCAACCCUCGAGUAGGCUGCAGGACAGGCCUAUGAUAAAAUGUGUAUAUACGUUGUGUAAAAUGGAAUCAAGCCACUUAUAAAAGCCCCACACGACCCUAAUUACGUAAAUGUACAUCCAACAGUUGUUUGCCCGAAAAAACUCCAGCUAAGACGUAGGAAAUAAAAUGCUGACACAUAAAAACACACACACUUGAAGUUCAUUCCUAUAGAUUAAUGUGCUUAGUUUAAAUUAUUUUGUCUUAAGUGCAAUAUAGCCUACACAAUCUGGCCCCCCUUGCAAAAGAGGCUUCAAACCUCAACGGUCUUUUCCUGGUUAAUACAGGUUAAAUAAAAUACUGUUGAAACUGCUAUAAUAUAAUAGUGGUGUAGUGACCUGGCAUCAGUGGCGACCCGUUAUUCAGGUCAUUGAGCCCCACCUGUUUAGCUAUACAUAAACAUUUAAAAAAAUCAGUUUGCAAACAAUGUAAAAAACAACAACAAAUAAGUCAUAGUGUUAACCUCUUAAAUGUAAAGUCCCCAUAUUUGCGGAAAGCUGAGUAUCUUGGCUAUUGAUCUGUGCCUUAAAAUCUUUGGUGUGACUUACUACCAUAUAUUUGCAUACGAAUGUAUAAGGGCAGGCCCAGCCAAUGACCUAAUUUGAAGAUGGCUACUACCUACAUUCCGGUUAGCGUUGUGAAGCAUAAACGAAGUAAACACGGAAUAUAUCGAUACACACCGAAAGCCGGGACUCCACAGAUCAUGAGGAGGUCUUAUUUGUCUGCCUGUGACCUACCUUUAUUGAUCACCAGCACCGAGAGUCAAAAUGUUUAUUUUACACAACGUUUUUUGCAUGUUAUUUUGGCAUAAAUACCUGUCAAAUAUCAGUUUGCAAACAAUGUAAAAAAUAAAUUUAAAAAAUCAUUGAGUUAAUAAAGCCGCAUACAAACAUGGUCUCUUUUUUUGCUUUCUUGAGUAAGGCAGCUCCAAAAUGCAGGUGUUUCAGCCUAGCUCAGUGCUUUCUGUGGUGGUGGUGGGGCAGCAAGUGGAAAAUACAGAGCAUAUGGGUUGGUAAUGUUCUCUAGUUGCGCCGUGAUUGGCUCAGUGUUCUGUCACUCAUGGGGACACUACAUCGCCACAAAAUCUAUGGGGAGAGCUCGAGAAAUUCAGGUCCCCUGGGUGCUGCCAUAGAGUUACAUUAGAAGUGCCCAUCCAAGAAGGCUCAAGGUCAUUGGCCAUAGAUAAAAUGACGUCAAAUCACUUUAUAUCUAGAGUAGCUUUGAUUGGACUGAUCAUGUCAACAUAAUACUUUCAAAAUCUUAGCUAGCAAGCUAGACAAGCAGUCAUCAUCAUGAAUCACGUUGACAAUCUACUGGCAAAUCCUUUUAAAUCCUUGUCGUAUGAAGAGAAAUUAUAGAUAAAACGUAUCGGUGCUCAUCGGCCAUUGGACAUAAACAUUAUACAACAAGUUGGAAAUCGCAAAUUCAACAAUGAGUGGUUUGGAAGGAAUCUGGCUAAUUGCAAGUGUUGCAAAGCAAUCACUAGCCUGCUAUUCAGUGGAGUGGGUGUGUGGUCCAAGUCUGGGUUUAAGGGUCUCUUUUCCAAGCUUAAAAAGAUUAACAUUCAACACCAUGGGCUAGAAAAGGUUGAAUACUGCAUAAAUUAUGUAAUAUUCCAGGGAGAUACUGUAUGUAUACUGUAGCUAAGAAAGUGAUACUAAGUGUAUGUUGUGUAGUAAGCUGUUAGUAGCCCAUGUGCCUCACCCUAAUCAUUUGGUCCCUUUCAACCUCAUAACUUAGCCUACUGUUCUGAAUUGGUUGUGCACAUGUAGCCUAUAGCCUGUUUUAGAGAAAUGUAAUCAUUGAAUAUUGUAAGAACUUUCAUUGGCUGCUUAUAUGCCCCCUUUAUUUAUCCUAUGGUUCUGACUUGGUGUAUAGGGAGAAUACUGUAAGAACGGCCCAUGUUCUGAAUUCUGUGGCUGUACAUUUCAAAAGUGAUGAACAAAUAGUUAUAUUGACUACGUCCGUCCUAGCUCGCUCAUUAAUGUCUUAAUCGAAAUGACGGAUUGCCUCUUAUUCGCUCGUCGUCCCCUUAUGCCAUAGUUUGUACAUCUCAAUUGUCAGUAGAAACCACAUUUGUUUAAGCAACUCAGCCAUAUCAGCUAUGUUUUUUUUAAAAGGCAGUAAAAUAUUCUGAAUGAACUGUUUCGCUGCCAGAGAAGGCUCCGCUGAUAGCCAGGUGUAGCAGUGGUAAGGAUUCACUCCGUGGUGCUGAAAAGAAAGAUCUGCUGUUGAUGUAACCGGUGUGAAAUGGCUAGCAAGUUAGCGGUGCGCGCUAGUAGCAUUUCAAUUGGUGACGUCACUCGCUCUGAGACCUUGAAGUAGUUGUUUCCCUUGCUCUGCAAGGGCCGCGGCUUUUGUGGAGCGACGGGUAACGGUGCUUCGAGGGUGACUGUUGUCAAUGUGUGCAGAGGGUCCCUGGUUCGAGCCCAGGUAGGGGCGAGGAGAGGGACGGAAGCAAAACUGUUUAGUGACAUCGGGCACUGAUGUUGGGCGAUUAGGCCUGGCUCGCAGUCGGCGUUCUAAUUCAUCCCAAAGGUGUUAGAUGGGGUUGAGGUCAGGGCUCUGUGCAGGCCAGUCAAGUUCUUCCAUACCGAUCACACCACUUCUGUAUGGACGUCGCUUUGUGCACGGGGGCAUUGUCAUGCUGAAACAGGAAAGGGCCUUCCCCAAACUGUUGCCACAAAGUUGGAAGCACUCCAGAGAACGCGUUUCCACUGCUCCAGAGUCCAAUGGCGGCAAGCUUUAUACCACUCCAGCCAUCGCUUGGCAUUGCGCAUGGUGAUCUUAUGCUUGUGGGUGGCUGCUCGGCCAUGGAAACCCAUUUGAUGAAGCUCCCGACGAACAGUUCUUGUGCUGACGUUGCAACUGAGGACAGACUGUCUUUACGCGCUUCAGCACUCGGCGGUCCCGUUCUGUCAGCUUGUGUGGCCUACUAGACGUUUCCAAUUCACAAUAACAGCACUUACAGUUGACGGGACAGCUCUAGCAGGGCAGAAAGUUGAUGAGCUGACUUGUUGGCAAGGUGGCAUCCUAUGAUGGUGCCACGUUGAAAGUCACUGAGCUCUUCAGGAAGACCAUUCUACUGCCAAUGUUUGUCUACGGAGAUUGCAUGGCUGUGUGCUCGUAUUUUACAUUUUAGUCAUUUAGCAGACGCUCUUAUCCAGAGCGACUUACAGUUAGUGAGUGCAUACAUUUUCAUACUGGCCCCCCGUGGGAAUCGAACCCACAACCCUGGCGUUGCAAACGCCAUGCUCUACCAACUGAGCUACACGGGGCCACCUGUCAGCAACGGGUGUGGCAGAAAUAGCCGAAUCCACUAAUUUGAAGGGGUGUCCGCAUACUUUUGUAUAUAUAGUGUAUCUUAGCUGGAAUAUCCGGAACUACCGUGUUCCUAGUAUUCACUGUAUAAGCCUGAUGAUUAUUGGAAGUGUGUGAAGAUAUGGGUCAGUGAUGAGUACACACACGGCCACUGAACUAAUCAUAAGAUGGGUAAUAACAUACACCAGAUAUCACAGUUUUAAGAAUUGGCCUUAUUGAAUGCAGUUAUCUUUAUAAGGCUGUGAUAGAAUGCAGUUCUACACAUGUUCAUAGGCAACAAGUUACAUGGUCGUGGACAGAUCAAAUAUUACAUGUUAUUAUCGAUAACAUUUAUUGUGUUUGUGCACGGCAUAUAACAUGGCAAUAAAUAACCUUUUACACAUUCACAUGCUUGUUAUCUACACUUUAUAUAUAUAUAUAUAUAUAUAUAUAUAUAUACACUAGAUGACUGACAGGUGGCGCUGUUUUGAAGCCACUGCGCCUUCAUCUUGGCAAUCCCCCACUAUUGUAAAAAAAAUAAUAUUUUGGAAGCUAUAGAAAUGCAUUUAGAAAUGUCUACAUUUGUUUUUUCCCCGGUUAUUCUAUUACAGACACCUUCAUGCAUACUUUUAAAUUAUAUUAUGUGAGCUAAACAUAAAAAAAAAAAUAUAUAUAUAUAUAUAAUAAUAUACAAACAUUUUUAAAGUACUAAUGUUACUGUCCCCGCUACAACAAUACUUAAAUGCAUGUAAUUUUGUCCUUGAAACAUUUGAAAUGAAACACCAUAGAAUUCCAAUAAUUCCUUUUGGAGGACUACUUUUCUGAGGAGUGCCAAUAUGGCUGUCCGGUGGCUUCAAAGCCUCUCAUUGGCCACUACAUAGCAUCAGAAAUCCAGAGUUUCUAUACAUCAUUGGUUACCACUGAGGCUCUAAAUGUGUACCAUGGGGUGAUACACACACAUACACACGUGCUGCGUUCAACCAGUUAGCAAGUCCGACAUUUCUGAGUUUCCUAAUUCCGACUAGCACGUAAAGCGGCAACACACACAGACGCUGCUGUCACUAGGUCAUCAGACAGUGACACCAGCUGUGAGGUCAUUGUUUUGAAGACUGGACUUCUAGGAUUGCUUCAGGCUGAGGGGACUGGCAAGGGGCAACCAACCCUUUCUGUUUGUGUUUGUGAACAGAGAACCAGCUUGCUGAAGGGACUCUUCUCUAGGUUAAUCUCUGUAGGUGAGGGCUUUGUGGUGGAAUGUGUGGGCAUCACUUCCUUUUAGGUGGUUGUAGAAUUUAACAGCUAUUUUCUGGAUUUUGAUAACUAGCGGGUAUAGUCCUAAUUCUGCUCUGCAUUAAUUGUUUGGGGUUUUGCGUUGUACACAAAGUAUAUUUUUGCAGAAUUCUGCAUGCAGAGUCAAUUGGGCUGUUUGUCCCAUUUUGUGAAUUAUUGGUUGGUGAGUGGACCCCAGACCUCAAUCGCAACCUUAGAGGGCAAUGGGUUUUAUAACUGAAUGAAGUAUUUUUAGCCAGAUCCUAAGUGGGAUGUCCAAUUUUAUGUUCCUUUUGAUGGCGUAGAAGGCUCUUCUUGCCUUGUCUCGUAGAUCGUUCACAGCUUUGUGGAAGUUACCUGUGGUAUUGAUGUUUAGGCUAAGGUAGGUAUAGUUCUUUGUGUGCUCUAUGGCAACAGUGUCUAGAUAGAAUUUGUAUUUCUUGUCCUGGCUACUGGGUCUUUUUUGGAGCACCAUUAUUUUUGUCUUAGAUUAACCCCCUAGAGUUGAUGUACGUGCCCCCGUGGAAAUGUAAUUAGCAUAUUUUAAAAAUCCCCAUAAAAAUCUGUCAGUUUAAGCUAGAGAUAUCUUUUGUUUGCAUUGGAUGCAUCUCAAUCCACUGCAUCCACCGAUUUAACACUUCCACAUCUGCAGUGAAAGGUGAUAGAGCUAGAGCGGUGUUUGUCAGACCAUGAGACAUCUCGAAAAUCGGUCUUCUCACAAAGUCAUCUGUAGCAUCCAAACUGUUUGACCUAGAAACUAUUUUCACCCCUCUAUGGAAAGAUGAGACUCUCACGAACACGUACAUGGUUGUUUUGCUCUAGGACGCCCACAGGCCUCACAAGAUUCGUCUAUAGGCCCCCGGUACCAGUUGAAAAAAUUUAUGGAAGUAUAUAUGGAGACUGUUUAGUGCCAAAACUAAGGGAUUAAAUCCUGAUCUUUCUUAUAUCUCUCAGAUAUACAGUGAGGGAAAAAAGUAUUUGAUACGUUUGCCCACUGACAAAGAAAUGAUCAGUCUGUAAUUUUAAUGGUAGGUUUAUUUGAACAGUGAGAGACAGAAUAACAACAAAAAAAUCCAGAAAAACGCAUGUCAAAAAUGUUAUAAAUUGAUUUGCAUUUUAAUGAGGGAAAUAAGUAUUUGACCCCUCUGCAAAACAUGACUUACAGUGGGGAAAAAAAGUAUUUAGUCAGCCACAAUUGUGCAAGUUCUCCCACUUAAAAAGAUGAGAGAGGCCUGUAAUUUUCAUCAUAGGUACACGUCAACUAUGACAGACAAAUUGAGAAAAAAAUUAUGGUGGAAAAUAACCUGUAUUAAUGGCACCUGUUUGAACUUGUUAUCAGUAUAAAAGACACCUGUCCACAACCUCAAACAGUCACACUCCAAACUCCACUAUGGCCAAGACCAAAGAGCUGUCAAAGGACACCAGAAACAAAAUUGUAGACCUGCACCAGGCUGGGAAGACUGAAUCUGCAAUAGGUAAGCAGCUUGGUUUGAAGAAAUCAACUGUGGGAGCAAUUAUUAGGAAAUGGAAGACAUACAAGACCACUGAUAAUCUCCCUCGAUCUGGGGCUCCACGCAAGAUCUCACCCCGUGGGGUCAAAAUGAUCACAAGAACGGUGAGCAAAAAUCCCAGAACCACACUGGGGGACCUAGUGAAUGACCUGCAGAGAGCUGGGACCAAAGUAACAAAGCCUACCAUCAGUAACACACUACGCCGCCAGGGACUCAAAUCCUGCAGUGCCAGACGUGUCCCCCUGCUUAAGCCAGUACAUGUCCAGGCCCAUCUGAAGAUGAAACCAAAAUAGAACUUUUUGGUAAAAACUCAACUCGUCGUGUUUGGAGGACAAAGAAUGCUGAGUUGCAUCCAAAGAACACCCUACCUACUGUGAAGCAUGGGGGUGGAAACAUCAUGCUUUGGGGCUGUUUUUCUGCAAAGGGACCAGGACGACUGAUCCAUGUAAAGGAAAGAAUGAAUGGGGCCAUGUAUCGUGAGAUUUUGAGUGAAAACCUCCUUCCAUCAGCAAGGGGAUUGAAGAUGAAACGUGGCUGGGUCUUUCAGCAUGCCAAUGAUCCCAAACACACCGCCCGGGCAACGAAGGAGUGGCUUCGUAAGAAGCAUUUCAAGGUCCUGGAGUGGCCUAACCAGUCUCCAGAUCUCAACCCCAUAGAAAAUCUUUGGAGGGAGUUGAAAGUCUGUGUUGCCCAGCGACAGCCCCAAAACAUCACUGCUCUAGAGGAGAUCUGCAUGGUGGAAUGGGCCAAUAUACCAGCAACAGUGUGUGAAAACCUUGUGAAGACUUACAGAAAACGUGCGACCUGUGUCAUUGCCAACAAAGGGUAUAUAACAAAGUAUUGAGAAACUUUUGUUAUUGACCAAAUACUUAUUUUCCACCAUAAUUUGCAAAUAAAUUCCUUAAAAAUCCUACAAUGUGAUUUUCUGGAUUUUUUUUCUCAUUUUGUCUGUCAUAGUUGACGUGUACCUAUGAUGAAAAUUACAGGCCUCGCUCAUCUUUUUAAGUGGGAGAACUAUUUGGUGGCUGACUAAAUACUUUUUUUCCCCACUGUAGUACUUGGUGGCAAAACCCUUGUUGGCAAUCACAGAGGUCAGACGUUUCUUGUAGUUGGCCACCAGGUUUGCACACAUCUCAGGAGGGAUUUUGUCCCACUCCUCUUUGCAGAUCUUCUCCAAGUCAUUAAGGUUUCGAGGCUGACGUUUGGCAACUCAAACCUUCAGCUCCCUCCUCAGAUUUUCUAUGGGAUUAAGGUCUGGAGACUGGCUAGGCCACUCCAGGACCUUAAUGUGCUUCUUCUUGAGCCACUCCUUUGUUGCCUUGGCCGUGUGUUUUGGGUCAUUGUAAUGCCGGAAUACCCAUCCACGACCCAUUUUCAAUGCCCUGGCUGAGGGAAGGAGGUUCUCACCCAAGAUUUGACGGUACAUGGCCCCAUCCAUCGUCCCUUUGAUGCAGUGAAGUUGUCCUGUCCCCUUAGCAGAAAAACACCCCCAAAGCAUGUUUCCACCUCCAUGUUUGACGGUGGGGAUGUCAUAGGCAGCAUUCCUCCUCCUCCAAACACGGCGACAUGAGUUGAUGCCAAAGAGCUCGAUUUUGGUCUCAUCUGACCACAACACUUUCACCCAGUUCUCCUCUGAAUCAUUCAGAUGUUCAUUGGCAAACUUCAGACGGGCCUGUAUAUGUGCUAUCUUGAGCAGAGGGACCUUGCGGGCGCUGCAGGAUUUCAGUCCUUCACGGCGUAGUGUGUUACCAAUUGUUUUCUUGGUGACCAUGGUCCCAGCUGCCUUGAGAUCAUUGACAAGAUCCUCCCGUGUAGUUCUGGGCUAAUUCCUCACCGUUCUCAUGAUCAUUUCAACUCCACGAGGUGAGAUCUUGCAUGGAGCCCCAGACCGAGGCAGAUUGACAGUUAUUUUGUGUUUCUUCCAUUUGUGAAUAAUCGCACCAACUGUUGUCACCUUCUCACCAAGCUGCUUGGCGAUGGUCUUGUAGCCUAUACCAGCCUUGUUUAGGUCUACAAUCUUGUCCCUGACAUCCUUGGAGAGCUCUUUGGUCUUGGCCAUGGUGGAGAGUUUGGAAUCUGAUUGAUUGCUUCUGUGGACAGGUGUCUUUUAUACAGGUAACAAGCUGAGAUUAGGAGCACUCCCUUUAAGAGUGUGCUCCUAAUCUCAGCUCGUUACCUGUAUAAAAGACACCUGGGAGCCAGAAAUCUUUUUCAUUGAGAGGGGGUCAAAUACUUAUUUCCCUCAUUAAAAUGCAAAUCAAUUUAUAAAAAUUUUGACAUGUGUUUUUCUGGAUUUUGUUGUUGUUAUUCUGUCUCUCACUGUUCAAAUAAACCUACCAUUAAAUUUAUAGACUGAUCAUUUCUUUGUCAGUGGGCAAACUUACAAAAUCAGCAGGGGAUCAAAUACUCUUUUCCCUCACUGUAGGACAGACACUUCAGAACGAACUUCCUUUUGAUAUUUUUUUGGGGACUAUCUCUUGUUCCAUGUAGUGAAUCUGUUAUUCAAUGCGUUUGUAUCGGCUAAUAGCAGUAAGGCCUGAUUUUUUUCUUCAUCAAUUAAUGUUUUUAUAUAUAUUUUUUAUACUUCAAGGGGUCUUAAAAUUCCAAAUCAAAUAGCUAAAAGAUCCUUGGUAUGACCUUCUUAAAACAAUUCCAUAUAGCUUAGUAGAACCCCCCCUAAGAUAGGGCUUAGACUCUUAUGGGUUACCUUUCAGGGCCCAAGCCUGACAGAAGCUGUGCAGAAGAUCUAGGUGCUGCUUUAGGCCCUCCUUAGUUGUGGACAGAAGCACCAGAUCAUCUACAGUAGACAUUUAAUUUCCGAGUCCAGUAGGGUGAGGCCGGGUGCUGCAUACAGUUCUAGUGCCCUCGCCAAUUCAUUGAUAUACACUGAGAGAGAGAGAGAGAGAGAGAGAGAGAGAGGCUGUGUUAUAAGCAUUGGAGUGUUAGUGAGUCUUCGUUACUGUUCCUCUUUGCUAUGGCUAGACAGUAAUGUCAGUAAUGCCAGUAGUCCUCACACGUGCCACUCCCCCAGAGAAGCACAGCAGUGUUUAGGGAAGUGACCUGGGUUACUUCUGAGUUGUUGAGCUGAGGAGUGUAAGGUGAUAUUCACAGUUUCCUUGUCUUUCUCGUUACACUCAGUGUAGAGCAACAGAGAAUAAAACAACUUCCUAUAAAAGUAAGUCUGUGAUGACUCUGACUGAAUCUUUCUCCUCCACCCACCAGUAGUUUAACUGCUUUUCUGUCUAGGUUGUCAUACUGAGGGUGUCAGUGCACCAAACACUUUGCAUAAAUAACUGUUUCUAUGCACCACACAGGACUAUGCAUAGCAGUUCUGGUUUUAAUGCAACCCUGCUGUGUCAUUGUUUUGAUACACAUAAUCAUAUUCUAUUAAUACUCUGCAGGCUUUGCUGUAAAACUAGUAGGUAGCCACACCCAGAGCAUCCUGGUCUUGGGGGAGGAGUGAAGGUGAGGGUGUGAGAUCAGAUGAUUGUGCAACUUCUAGCAAGAAUGGAGAUGGGUUGAGUUCAUAUUGUCACUUCAGGCUUUUGGGAGAUGUCCAGUGUUGUCUAAUAUUCCCUAUGCACUGCAGGUGCAAGGGCAAAUCGAACUAACCCAAUUCUGACUGGGAAGCUGUCAUACUACGAUCACUGAUAGUGAUCAAUGUUAAUUAUAUCUAAUUACCCCCCCCCCCCCCCCUUCCCAGCUCCUGGUGAUGUAAGUCUGAAGGUGUGGAGAGCAGAAGCCAAUAUGGGACUGAGACUAUUCCCUGAUGCCCUGAAGGACCUGGAAGAGCUCUGCUGCUUUCGCCCCAACUGGACAGAGGUAAGAAACACCAUGUUAUUAGAGAGAGAGACUAAUUGCUAUGUCAGACCAUACCAGGAGAGAGGAUGGUGUAACUGAAUCGGGGCCUGCCUAGUUGUCUAUACGUGUGCUGCAUCCUCUUUGUUUUCCUAUAACACUAUCACUGUUUAUUCCCCUUUACUGAUCCGUCAUCUAUGGGUGCAUCUCAAUAGUCUACUGUGUUGGCAGAUCAGUUGCUGUCGUAAUAAGUCACCACCACGUAAACUUACAACGAGUUGUAUCAAAUCAGAUUGAUUAGAUUUGAUGGCAGAUUUUCAGUUUCCUAGAGUGCAUCCCAAAUGGUACCCUAAUAUUGUCUUUAUAGUUCACUCUAUGGGCCCUAAUUGAAAAUACUGCACUAAUUAGGCAUUUUGGACACCAUUCUAGUUUUGUGUGUCAUGGUUGUUUUCUCUGUGGCUGCUGCUGAUGGAGUGUGUCUGUAAAAAUGUACAGUAUGUAAUGUGAUUUGGGGCACAUUAUGCAAACGGAUACUUAUGUCAUAACGUAACUGAAUCAUGGACACUAGUGGGUGAGUACUAUAACAGCUACACAUUGUUGUUAUGUCAUGGAAGUAAGGCUGUUGUGUAGGAUUACCCCUUUUGACCAUAACAUCUAUGUGUAGAAACAAGCCCAAAUAUAGGUCAGUGCUAUUCACUUCUGGUGCUGGAGGUCUGCUUUGUUUUUUUAGGUUUUUGUUCCAGCCCUGCACUCUCACCUAAAUCCGCUAAUCCAGGGUUUCCCAAACUUCUCUCUCUCUCUCUUUCAAUUCAAUUUCAAUUCAAUUUAAGGGCUUUAUUGGCAUGGGAAACGUGUGUUAACAUUGCCAAAGCAAGGGAAGUAGAUAGUAAACAAAAGUGAAAUAAACAAUAAAUAUUAACAGUAAACAUUACACUCAGAAGUUUCAAAAGAAUAAAGACAUUUCAAAUGUCAUAUUAUGUAUAUAUACAGUGUUGUAACAAUGUGCAAAUAGUUAAAGUACAAAUGGGAAAAUAAAUAAACAUAAAUAUGGGUUGUAUUUACAAUGGUGUUUGUUCUUCACUGGUUGCCCUUUUCUUGUGGCAACAGGUCACAAAUCUUGCAGCUGUGAUGGCACACUGUGGUUUUUCACCCAGUAGAUAAGGGAGUUUAUCAAAAUUGGGUUUGUUUUCGAAUUCUUUGUGGAUCGCUGUAAUCUGAGGGAAAUAUGUGUCUCUAAUAUGGUCAUACAUUUGGCAGGAGGUUAGGAAGUGCAGCUCUCUCUCUCGCUCUCUCUCUCUACCUCUCUCUCUACCUCUCGCUCUUUUCCUCUCUCUGCCUCUCUCUCUCUUCCUCUCUCUCUCUCUCUCUCUCUCUCUCUACCUCUCUCUCUACCUCUCUCUCUACCUCUCUCUUCUAACUAUCUCUCUCUCUCUCUCUCUCUCUACCUCUCUCUACCUCUCUCUCUCUACCUCUCUCUAACUCUCUACCUCUCUCUUUCUCUCUUUCUCUCUCUACCUCUCUACCUCUCUCUCUACCUCUCUCUCUCUACCGCUCUCUCUCUCUCUCUCUCUCUCUCUCUCUCUCUCUCUCUCUCUCUCUACCUCUCUCUACCUCUCUCUACCUCUCUCAAUUCAAUUCAAUUUAAGGGCUUUAUUGGCAUGGGAAACAUAUGUUACCAUUGCCAAACCAAGGAAGUAGAUAGUAAACCAAAGUGAAAUAAACAAUAAAUAUUAACAGUAAACAUUACACUCAGAAGUUCCACAAGAAUAAAGACAUUUCAAAUGUCAUAUUAUGUAUAUAUACAGUGUUGUAACAAUGUGCAAAUAGUUAAAGUCCAAAUGGGAAAAUAAAUAAACAUAAAUAUGGGUUGUAUUUACAAUGGUGUUUGUUCUUCACUGGUUGCCCUUUUCUUGUGGCAACAGGUCACAAAUCUUGCUGCUGUGAUGGCACACUGUGGUAUUUCACCCAGUAGAUAAGGGAGUUUAUCAAAAUUGGGUUUGUUUUCAAAUUCUUUGUGGAUCUCUGUAAUCUGAGGGAAAUAUGUGUCUCUAAUAUGGUCAUACAUUUGGCAGGAGGUUAGGAAGUGCAGCUCAGUUUCCACCUCAUUUUGUGGGCAGUGUGCACAUAGCCUGUCUUCUCUUGAGAGCCAGGUCUGCCUACGGCAUAUUCUAGAGUCUGUACAUAUUCAAAACUUUCCUUAAGCUUGGGUCAGUCACAGUGGUCAGGUAUUCUGCCACUGUGUACUCUCUGUCUGGGCCAGAUAGCAUUCUAGUUUGCUCUGUUUUUUUGUUAAUUCUUUCCAAUGUGUCAAGUAAUUCUGUUUUUCUUUUCUCAUGAUUUGCUUGGGUCUAAUUGUGUUGUUGUCCUGGGGCUCUGUGGGGUCUGUUUGUGUUUGUGAACAGAGCCCCAGGACCAGCUUACUUAGUGGACUCUUCUCAAAGUUAAUCUCUCUGUAGGUGAUGGUUUUGUUAUGGAAUGUUUGGGAAUCACUUCCUUUUAAGUGGUUAUAGAAUUUAACGGCUCUUUUCUGGAUUUUGAUUAUUUGCGGGCAUCGGCCUAAUUCUGCUCUGCAUAUAUUAUUUGGUGUUUUUCGUUGUACACUGAGGAUAUUUUUGAAGAAUUCUGCAUGCAGAGUCUCAAUUUGGUGUUUGUCCCAUUUUGUGAAUUAUUGGUUGGUGAGCGGACCCCAGACCUCACAACCAUGAAGGUCAAUGGGUUCUAUAACUGAUUCAAGUAUUUUAAGCCAGAUCCUAAUUGGUAUGUCGAAUUUUAUGUUCCUUUUGAUGGCAUAGAAGGCCCUUCUUGCCUUGUCUCUCAGAUGGUUCACAGCUUUGUGGAAUUUACCUGUGGCGCUGAUGUUUAGGCCUUUUGUGUGCUCUAGGGCAACGGUGUCUAGAUGUAAUUUGUAUUUGUGGUACUGGCAACUGGACCUUUUUUUGGAACACCAUUAUUUUCGUCUUACUGAGAUUUAUUGUCAGGGCCCAGGUCUGACAGAAUCUGUGCAGAAGAUCUAGGUACUGCUAUAGGCCCUCCUUGGUUGGUGACAGAAGCACCAGAUCGUCAGCAAACAGUAGAAAAUUGACUUCAGAUUCUAGUAGGGUGAGGCCAGGUGCUGCAGACUGUUCUAGUGCCCUAGCCAAUUCGUUGAUAUAUAUGUUGAAGAGGGUGGGGCUUAAACUGCAUCCCUGUCUCACCCCACGGCCCUGUGGAAAGAAAUGUGUGUGUUUUUGCCAAUUUUAACUAUACACUUGUUGUUUGUGUACAUGGAUUUUAUAAUGUUCUAUGUUUUCCCCAAACACCACUUUCCAUCAAUUUGUAUAGCAGACCCUCAUGCCAAAUUGAGUCAAAAGCUUUUUUGAAAUCAACAAAGCAUGAGAAGACUUUGCCUUUGUUUUGGUUUGUUUGUUUGUCAAUUAGGGUGUGCAGGGUGAAUACAUGGUCUGUCGUAUGGUAAUUUGGUAAAAAGCCAAUUUGAAAUUUGCUCAGUACAUUGUUUUCACUGAGGAAAUGAACUAGUCUGCUGUUAAUGAUAAUGCAGAGGAUUUUCCCAAGGUUGCUGUUGACGCAUAUCCCACGGUAGUUAUUGGGGUCAAAUUUGUCUCCACUUUUGUGGAUUGGGGUGAUCAGUCCUAGGUUCCAAAUAUUGGGGAAGAUGCCAGAGCUAAGGAUGAUGUUAAAUAGUUUAAAUAUAGCCAAUUGGAAUUUGUGGUCUGUAUAUUUUAUCAUUUCAUUGAGGAUACCAUCAACACCACAGGGCUUUUUGGGUUGGAGGGUUUGUAUUUUGUCAUGUAGUUCAUUCAAUGUAAUUGUCACACCCUGGCUCUGGGACUCUAUAUGUUGAGCCAGGGUGUGUAUAUUCUAUGUGUUGUUGGUCUAUGUCGGGAUUCUAUGUAUUGUAUUUCUGUGUUGGCCAGAGUGGUUCCCAAUCAGAGGCAACGAGUGUCGGCUGUUGCUGGUUGUCUCUGAUUGGGAGCCAUAUUUAUAGAGGCUGUUUUCCCACAAUAGUUGUGGGAUCUUGUUCCAGUUGGUUUUGUGUUUGUACCAUGGACUUCACGUAUCGUUUGUUGUUUUGUUUAUUGUGUGUGCACUUAAUUAAAUAAGAUGUACAAAUCUCACGCUGCGCCCUGGUCUACUCUCUCUAACGAUCGUGACAGUAAUUGGAGAAUCCAGUGGGUUCUGGUAGACUUUAAUAGUUGAUUCUAAGAUUUGCAUUUGAUCGUAUAUUUUUUUGCUGUUUGUUCAAUGUUACAGAGCCACCCAUGCAUGUCACGAGCGUCGUAAGGAUGAGACCAAAGCGCAGCGUUGCGAGUGAACAUGAUUUAUUAAUAAACGUACUCACGAAAACAAAACAAACAAAGACGAUGCGUGAAGUCCAAUAAACAGAGACACUGGAACAUGGAACAAUAACCCACAACUAACACAAGAAAACCUACAUCUUAAAUAUGGCUCCCAAUCAGAGAUAACGAGCGACAGCUGACACUCGUUACCUCCGAUUGGGAGUCAAUGAAUACAAACAAGGAAACACAACACCAACCUAGAAAUAGACACAACAGAACUCCUCACCUAGAAAUAAACGUGACAGACAUGCAAACAUAAAAUACACCCAAAACCCAACAAACAACAUACACCCUGGCUCAAAUACACAAGUCCUGGAGCCAGAGUGUGACAGUACCCCCCCCUAAAGGUGCGAACUCCGGGCGCACCAGCAUACAGUCUAGGGGAGGGUCUGGGUGGGCGUCUGUCCACGGUGGCGGUUCUGCUUCUGGUCGUGGUCCCCAUCCCACCUUAGUCACUCUCCGCUUCCGUCCUCCCUUCCUCAUGACCACCCCCCAACUCAACCCCACUGGAUUAAGGGGCGGCACCGGACUCAGGGGCGGCACCUGACUACGGGACAGUACCGGACUAAGGGGCAGCACCGGACUAAGGGGCAGCACCGGGAUAAGGGGCAGCACCGGGACAAGGGGCAGCACCGGACUACGGGGCAGUACCGGACUAAAGGGCAGUACAGGACUAAGGGGCAGCACCGGGCUAAGGGGCAGUACCGGACUACGGGGCAGCACCGGACUAAAGGGCAGCACCGGGCUAAGAGGCAGUACCGGACUACGGGUCAGCACCGGGCUAAGGGGCGGCACCGGACUCAGGGGCAGCACCGGACUAAGUGGCAGUACCUGACUAGAUGGCGGAUCCUGGCUGGCUGGCUCUGGCGGAUCCUGGCGGGACGGCUCUGGCGGAUCCUGGCGGGACGGCUCUGGCGGAUCCUGGCGGGACGGCUCUGGCGGAUCCAGGCUGGACGACUCUGGCGGAUCCUGGCGGGACGGCUCUGGCGGAUCCAGGCUGGACGGCUCUGGCGGAUCCAGGCUGGACGGCUCUGGCGGAUCCUGGCGGGACGGCUCUGGCGGAUCCGGGCUGACCGGCUCUGGCGGAUCCUGGCUGGCCGGCUCUGGCUGAUCCUGGCUGGACGGCUCUGGCGGAUCCUGGCGGGACGGCUCUGGCGGAUCCGGGCUGACCGGCUCUGGCGGAUCCUGACUGGCCGGCUCUGGCUGAUCCUGGCUGGACGGCUCUGGCGGAUCCAGGCUGGACGGCUCUGGCGGAUCCAGGCUGGACGGCUCUGGCGGAUCCUGGCGGGACGGCUCUGGCGGAUCCGGGCUGACCGGCUCUGGCGGAUCCUGGCUGGCCGGCUCUGGCUGAUCCUGGCUGGACGGCUCUGGCGGAUCCUGGCUGGCCGGCUCUGGCUGAUCCUGGCUGGCUGACGGAUCUGGCUGCUCAUGGCUGGCUGACGGAUCUGGCUGCUCAUGGCUGACUGACGGAUCUGGCUGCUCAUGGCUGGCUGACGGAUCUGGCUGCUCAUGGCUGGCUGACGGAUCUGGCUGCUCAUGGCUGGCUGACGGGUCUGGCUGCUCAUGGCUGGCUGACGGGUCUGGCUGCUCAUGGCUGGCUGACGGAUCUGGCUGCUCAUGGCUGGCUGACGGAUCUGGCUGCUCAUGGCUGGCUGACGGAUCUGGCUGCUCAUGGCUGGCUGACGGAUCUGGCUGCUCAUGGCUGGCUGAUGGUGCUGGCUGGGAGGCUGGCGGUGGAGGCGGACCCCAGCCUCGGAUAGCAGUCAUCACCUCCAGCAGGGCGGCUCCCAUCUGCAGGAUCUGCUCUUUCUGGUUCCGAACCUGAGCUUCCAGUCUAGUAUGGGCUGCGUCGGCUCCUGCUGAUUCCAUAGCAGGUGUCUGAUUCUGUCUGGCGGACGGCUCUGCAGGCUCAUGGCAGACGGACGGCUUUGCAGGCUCAGUACAGACGGGCGGCUUAUGCAGCGCUUGGCAGACGGGCAGUUCAGACGCCCUAGGACAGACGGCAGACUCUGGCCGGCUGGCGACGCACAUCGUGGACCUGGUGCGUGGAGUAGGAACAGACCGGCCCGUACCGGGAACACCCACCACUGGCCUUAACUGGGGAUCAAGAACGGACCGGACCAGACUGGGAACACACUUCAGUCUCUCAUGCCGUGCCAUAACAACUUCCCUCCUUCCACUCGCCAAUGGCUCCCGUAAUCCGAAUGCCUUCUCUCCAGCUCUACCUGUGGCAGCCUCCUGCUGCCCAGGCGCCCAAGCCAUGUGCCCCCCCCCAAAAAAAUUUUGGGGAGUAACCACGGGCUUCCAGCCUCGACUCCGCGCUGCCUCCUCGUACCACCUCCUCUCGGCUGCAGCCGCCUCCAGCUCUUCACGAGGGCGGUGAUAUUCCUCCAUUUGUGGCCAAGGACCCUUUCCAGCCCGUAUCUCCUCCCAUGUCCAUGAAUCCGUUGGAGGUAGGUCCUGUUGCCGCUUGUUACGCUGCUUGGUCCUCUUUUGGUGGGUUAUUCUGUCACGAGCGUCGUAAGGAUGAGACCAAAGCGCAGCGUUGCGAGUGAACAUGAUUUAUUAAUAAACGUACUCACGAAAACAAAACAAACAAAGACGAUGCGUGAAGUCCAAUAAACAGAGACACUGGAACAUGGAACAAUAACCCACAACUAACACAAGAAAACCUACAUCUUAAAUAUGGCUCCCAAUCAGAGAUAACGAGCGACAGCUGACACUCGUUACCUCCGAUUGGGAGUCAAUGAAUACAAACAAGGAAACACAACACCAACCUAGAAAUAGACACAACAGAACUCCUCACCUAGAAAUAAACGUGACAGACAUGCAAACAUAAAAUACACCCAAAACCCAACAAACAACAUACACCCUGGCUCAAAUACACAAGUCCUGGAGCCAGAGUGUGACAAUGCAUCUCCGUUUUGGAUAGAUAGCUCUUCGUGUUGUUGUUUGUUUAGUGUUUUCCGAUUUUCCCAGAAGUGGUUAGAGUCUAUGGAUUCUUCAAUUACAUUGAGCUGAUUUCUGACAUGCUGUUCCUUCUUUUUCCGUAGUAUAUUUCUGUAUUGUGUUAGUGAUUCACCAUAGUGAAGGUGUAGGCUCAGGUUUUCUGGGUCUCUAUGUUUUGGGUUGGAUAGGUUUCUCAAUUUCUUUCUUACGUUUUUGCAUUCUUCAUCAAACCAUUUUGUAAUUGUUGUUACUUUUCUUCGGUUUUCGGUUAUAGAUUUUUUGAUUUGAUAGGGAAGCUGAGAGGUCAAAUAUACUGUUUAGGUUUUCUACUGCCAAGUUUACACCUUCACUAUUACAGUGGAACGUUUUGUCCGUUAAGUUGUCUAAAAGGGAUUUAAUUUGUUGUUGCCUAAUUGUUUUUUGGUAGGUUUCGACAUUACUUUCCUUCCAUCUAUAGCAUUUCUUAAUAUUAUGCAGUUCCUUUGGCUUUGAUGCCUCAUGAUUGAGUAUUGCUCUGUUCAAGUAGACUGUGAUUUUGUUGUGGUUUCAUAGGGGUGUCUGUGGUCUGACUGUGAGCGCUCUCUCUCUCUCUCUUUCUCUCUCUCUCUCUCUCUCUCUCUCGCUCUCUACCUUUCUCUCUCUCUCUACCUCUCUCUACCGCUCUCUCUCUACCGCUCUCUCUCCACCUCUCUCUCGCUCUCUACCUCUCUCUCUACCUCUCUCUCUCUACCUCUCUCUCUCUCUCUAACGCUCUCUCUACCUCUCUAUCUCUCUUUCUCUACUUCUAUCUCUCUUUCUCUCUACCUCUCUCUCUACCUCUCUCUAUCUCUCGCUUUAUUUAUUCUCCUUCUCUUGUCUCUUCUCUCCAGGGUUUCUUUCGUAAAGGUAAUGUGUUAAUGGAGAUGGGCCGUCAGUCUGAAGCCCUGAUCCAGUUCCACCGCUGUCUUAAACUACAGGCCGAAUUCGCUCCUGCCAAAAGCCAGAUUAAAAAGGUC